Messenger RNA from Uncinocarpus reesii 1704, 585 nucleotides. Its product is annotated as cytochrome c oxidase subunit IV. Gene Ontology annotation, biological process: mitochondrial electron transport, cytochrome c to oxygen. NCBI's taxonomy places the organism in Eukaryota, Fungi, Ascomycota, Eurotiomycetes, Onygenales, Onygenaceae. The record is from RefSeq and is a predicted model, not a curated record. The transcript is spliced from 3 exons. Bases 1 to 585 code for a protein of 194 amino acids.
AUGCUUUUCAGAGCCGCCUUCAGGCCCAUUGCGGCCUCUACUCGCGCCGCCGGCUCCAUACGUGCCUCUCCUACCUGCGCCUAUUCCCGCGUUUCCCAGACAGUCCAAUCCGCCGCCGUAACGCAGCAACAGACCCGUGCGGCCUCUACUGCCGAGCAUGCCAUUGCUAAUCCCACCCUUGCCGGAAUCGAGAAGCGAUGGGAGGCCAUGCCCCCUCAGGAACAGGCCGAAUUGUGGAUGCAGUUGAGAGAUCGGAUGAAGGUGGAUUGGCAUGAGAUGACGAUGCAAGAGAAGAAAGCUGCGUAUUGGAUAGCUUUCGGUCCCCAUGGGCCCCGCGCUGAAGCUCCCAAGGGCGAAGGAAUGAAAGUCUUCAUUCAAGUCACUAAAUACUUGCUUAUCUCCUUUGGUGUCUUCUACGCAAUCCGCAUGUUUGGCGGACCUGCUCCUAAGACCAUGACCAAGGAGUGGCAGGAAGCAACUAAUGAAUAUGCCCGGAAAGAGAAAUUGGAACCUAUCACCGGUAUCGCCAGUGAAGGAUACCAGGGUAAAGGGUUUAUCCAAAGCCCAUCGGCCUCUAAGCAAUGA